This is a messenger RNA of Bacidia gigantensis, 1929 nucleotides long. RefSeq lists its product as uncharacterized. The transcript is spliced from 5 exons. The coding region runs from base 1 to 1929 and encodes 642 amino acids. The record is from RefSeq and is a predicted model, not a curated record. Gene Ontology annotation, molecular function: FMN binding; oxidoreductase activity. NCBI's taxonomy places the organism in Eukaryota, Fungi, Ascomycota, Lecanoromycetes, Lecanorales, Ramalinaceae.
AUGGCACCACGAGUCAUUGUAGUCGGCGGUGGAUUAUCUGGUCUCAGCGCCGCACAUACAAUCUAUCUAGCUGGGGGCAACGUCUUGCUUCUCGACAAGAACAAUUUCUUCGGCGGCAACUCUACAAAGGCUACUUCUGGCAUCAACGGCGCAUUGACACGCACACAGACCGACGAAAAGAUUGCAGAUAGCGUAAAGCAAUUCUACGAUGAUACCCUCAAAUCUGCGAGAGACAAAGCCCGCCCAGACCUCAUCAAAGUUCUUACAUACAAAUCCUCCGCAGCUGUUGAGUGGCUACAGGAUGUCUUCAACCUCGACUUGACACUUGUAUCGCGUUUAGGCGGACACUCCCAGCCUCGAACGCACCGCGGUCAUGACGCUAAAUUCCCAGGGAUGGCAAUCACAUACGCUCUCAUGCAGCGCCUUGAGGAGCUAGUGGAAAGUGACCCUGAGAGAGUACAAAUCAUCAAGAAGGCUCGAGUGACAAGAAUGAAUAAAGACGGCCACAAAGUCACGGGCGUUACUUAUGACUUUGGUGGCGAGGAAAGUUCAGUGGAUGGAGUGGUGGUAUUAGCUACCGGAGGCUACGCUGCAGAUUUUGGCGAUAGCUCCCUAUUGAAGAAGCACAGACCAGACACCUUUGAUCUUGCAAGCACAAACGGCACGCACGCGACAGGCGAUGGAUUGAAAAUGCUGAUGGAGAUUGGUGGCAACGGCAUUGACCUGGACAAAGUCCAAGUACAUCCAACAGGUCUAGUAGAUCCCAAAGAUCCAGGGUCGAAGUGGAAGUUUUUGGCUGCAGAAGCACUUCGAGGCGAAGGUGGUCUUCUCCUCAAUGGCUCGGGCGAACGGUUCUCCGACGAACUUGGCCACAGAGACUACGUAUCAGGCGAGAUGUGGAAGCAAAAGGAGGCGAAGAAAUGGCCAAUACGGCUCGUCCUUAACUCAAAAGCGAGCAAUGUCCUAGAUUUCCACACCCGGCACUAUUCUGGCCGUGGCCUGAUGAAGAAAAUGUCCGGCAAGCAACUUGCCAAAGAAAUUGGCUGCUCGGAAGACGCCCUGCAGAAGACAUUCACCGACUACAAUGCCAUCGCCGAAGGCAAACAGAAAGAUCCUUACGGCAAGAAAUAUUUCCACAAUCUCCCCUUCGACAUUAGCGACACCUUCCACGUCGCCCAGAUGGAACCAGUCCUGCACUUUACCAUGGGCGGCAUCGAAAUCAACGACAAAGCCCAAGUCCUCAACAGCGCCGACGACAACAAACCAUUCGAAGGCCUCUACGCCUGCGGUGAACUCGCAGGUGGUGUCCACGGCGCCAACCGUCUGGGUGGCUCUUCCCUCCUCGGAUGCGUCGUUUACGGUCGUGUCGCAGGCGAGAGUGCAAGCCAAUACUUAUUCCAGAAGGUGAUCACCGGCGGCAUCCCCACAGCUUCACAGCGUCUUGGACAGAUAAGCCUGCACAUCGACCCCGCCACACCAGGCAAGAUCUCCGUUGAGUGGGCCGACUCUGCUACCUCAUCCAACACAUCGUCCCUCCCAGCGGCAGGUGGUAGAAAGCAAGAACAGCAAGCACAAGGCUCGGCUGGGCCAGUAAUGAAAGGCGGCAAUGCUGACAGCAGUGAUCCUGGCAAAGUUAGCAAGCCCACCGACCCCGUUGAGUUCAAGGUUCCUGAGAAGGAAUUCUCAAUGGACGAAAUCGCGAAACAUAAUAAGAAAGACGAUCUCUGGAUCGCGGUCAAGGGUGUUGUACUCGAUGUGACGAAUUGGCUAGACGAGCACCCGGGUGGACCGCAGGCGCUGUUCAGUCACAUGGGCAAGGAUGCUAGUGAGGAAUUCGAGAUGUUGCAUGAUGAUGAGGUUAUCCCGAAGUAUGCAGCUAACAUUGUGAUUGGACGAGUGGCGGGGCAAGAGCCGAGUUUGCAGAUAUGA